Molecule: messenger RNA, 324 nt
Organism: Diaporthe citri
Lineage: Eukaryota; Fungi; Ascomycota; Sordariomycetes; Diaporthales; Diaporthaceae
Exons: 1
Coding region: 1-324 (107 amino acids)
Source: RefSeq, a predicted model, not a curated record
AUGGCUGGGUCACGUGCUCGCAGACUAAGAAGGCAGAAGCGCCAGCAGGGUCACCAGGGCCAACACCACCAGGAGGACCAGCUGGAGGAGAGCACCACCUACUCUGAGCUCCUGGCAACAACGAUUCCUGCCAACAGUAACCAGAAUGCUGACAAGGUUGCUCAAACACUUGGAAUCGUUCAAAACGGUGGGAAGAGCUCCGCUGGACUUUCAAGACAGUCACUCAUUGCCAAACAGUUUCCUGCUCUCCUCCAAGUCCCGUACGCGACGUCGCGCCAGAAGAUGCUGACCACGAAACCGAUGCGGAACUCACGACCCAACUGA